AUGGCGAUGAAGCCCAGCCAAAUUUUCUCCUUCUAUUUCGCCCGCGAAGAGGCACCACUAAAGGUCACCGCCCACCCCGGCAUUUUUUCGCCAGAUUCAAUCGAAUCUCCUAUAUCCCACGACUGCGGCGAUCAGGGCCGGCAGAUUGGGGGUGGCCGCCCGCCGGCCGACCUUGAAUCCACCACACAACCAUCCCCACGAGCACUCCGCUCUAUCCCCCCUGCUCGCAGCGACCGGCGACGGCGGAUUGGAGGAGGCCGCCCGACCGGCCGAGCUCAGAUCCACUACAUCAACCAGCGACAGCGGAUUGGAGGAGGCCUCCCCACCUGUCUCUCUUUCCCCACAGAUUGCAGCGACCAGCGUCGGCUGACGAAUAAAGACCGAGUCUGCACUUGUUCGAAACUGAAUAAAGGCCGAGUCUGCACUUGUUCUUGUUUAACUGAAUUCUGGAUGCUCCAUAUUUCCAAAAAAUAUGUCAAAUGAAUAAGGAAAACCGAGAAGCUGUCAGGCAACACCAAAAGACGGGAUCUAUGUCCUAUGUUUCCUAUUUCAGCAAACUU
Aegilops tauschii subsp. strangulata is the source of this 560-nucleotide messenger RNA. The record is from RefSeq and is a predicted model, not a curated record. Lineage: Eukaryota; Viridiplantae; Streptophyta; Magnoliopsida; Poales; Poaceae.